AUGUCUGAGGUGAGGAUGAUGGAGAUGUGAUAAAGAGGAUGCAUUGAGGACUUCCUGUUUCAAUUUUUCCUGCAUUUGUAGCCAAUCAGGUCCACUGAAAACCUCAGGUACCCUAUCUACAGUGAGGGAAAAAAGUAUUUGAUCCCCUGCUGAUUUCGUACGUUUGCCCACUGACAAAGACAUGAUCAGUCUAUAAUUUUAAUGGUAGGUGUAUUUGAACAGUGAGAGACAGAAUAACAACAAAAAAAUGCAGAAAAACGCAUGUCAAAAAUGUUAUAAAUUGAUUUGCAUUUUAAUGAGGGAAAUAAGUAUUUGACCACCUCUCAAUCAGAAAGAUUUCUGGCUCCCAGGUGUCUUGUUUGGAGGUUUGUUAACACAGUGUCCAAUGAAGGGCCAGAUGUAUACAAAAUUGUGUCGUCUGCGUAGAGGUGGAUCUGAGAGUCACCAGCAGCAAGAGCAACAUCAUUGAUAUACACAGAGAAAAGAGUCUGCCCAAGAAUUGAAUCUUGUGGCACCCCCAUAGAGACUGCCAUAGGUCCAGACAACAGGCCCUCCGAUUUGACACAUUGAACUCUAUCUGAGAAGUAGUUGGUGAACCAGGCGAGGCAGUCAUUUCAGAAACCAAGGCUAUUUAGUCUGCCAAUAAGAAUGCGGUGGUUGACAGAGUCAAAAGCCUUGGCCAGGUCUGCACAGUACUGUCUAUUAUCGAUCGCGGUUAUAAUAUCGUUUAGGACCUUGAGUGUGGCUGAGGUGCACCCAAGCAAAAUGCUUGUUGAAAUUCUCGAUUAUUGUAGAUUUAUCGGUGGUGAUAGUGUUUCCUAGCCUCAGUGCAGUGGGCAGCUGGGAGGAGGUGCUCUUAUUCUCCAUGGACUUUACAGUGUCCCAAAACAUUUUGGAGUUAGUGCUACAGGAUGCAAUUUUCUGUUUGAAAAAGCUAGCCUUUGCUUUCCUAACUGCUUGCGUAUAUUGGUUCCUCACUUCCCUGUAAAGUUGCAUAUCGCGGGGGCUAUUCGAUGCUAAUGCAGUACACCACAGGAUGUUUUUGUGCUGGCCAAGGGCAGUCAAGUCUGAGGAGAACCAGGGGCUAUAUCUGUUCUUAGUUCUGAAUUCUUUGAAUGGGGCAUGCUUAUUUAAGAUUGAGAGGAAAGCACUUUUAAAGAACAACCAGGCAUCCUCUACUGACGGAAUUAGAUCGAUAUCCAUCCAGGAUACCUGGGCCAGGUCAAUUAGGAAGGCCUGCUCGCUAAAGUGUUUUAGGGAGCGUUUGACAGUGAUGAGGGGUGGUCGUUUGACCGCGGACCCGUUACGGACGCAGGCAAUAAGGCAGUGAGGUGUAUUUAGAGGGUAAGUUAGUCAGGAUGAUAUCUAUGAGGGUGCCCAUGUUUACGGAUUUAGGGUUGUACCUGGUAGGUUCCUUGAUAAUUUGUGUGAGAUUGAGGGCAUCUAGUUUGGAUUGUAGGAUGGCCGGGGUGUUAAGCAUAUCCCGGUUUAGGUCACCAAGCAGUACGGACUCCGAGGAUAGAUGAGGGGGCAAUCAAUUCACAUAUGGUGUCCAGGGCACAACUGGGGGCUGAGGGGGGUCUGUAGCAAGUGGCAACAGUGAGAGACUUAUUUCUGGAAAGGUGGAUUUUUAGAAGUAGGAGCUCAAACUGUUUGGGCACAGACCUGGAUAGUAUGAUAGAGCUCUACAGUAGAUUGCAACUCCACCUCCUUUGGCAGUUCUAUCUAGAUGGAAAAUGUUGUAGUUGGGGAUGGACAUUUCUUAAUUUUUGGUGGCCUUCCUAACCCAGGAUUCAGACACUGCUAGAACAUCAGGGUUGGCGGAGAAUGCUAACGCAGUGAAUAACUCAAACCUAGGAAGGAGGCUUCUGAUGUUAACGUGCAGAAAUCCAAGGCUUUUACGGUUACAGAAGUCAACAAUUGAUAGCUCCUGGGAGUAGGAGUGAUACUGGGGGCUGCAGGGCCUGGGUUAGCCUCUACAUCACCAGAGGAACAGAGGAGGACUGGAAUAAGGAUACGGCUAAAGGCUUUAAGAACUGGUCUUCUAGUGCGUUGGGUACAGAGAAUAAAGGGGGCAGAUUUCCGGACGUUGUAGAAUAGAUUCAGGGCAUUAUGUACAGACAAGGAUAUGGAAGGAUAUGAGUACAGUGGAGGUAAACCUAAGCGUUGGUUAACAAUGAAAGAGAUAGCAUCACUGGAGGCACCGAUUGAGCCGGUCUCCGCGUGUAUGGGGGGUGGAACAAAGGAACUAUUUGAGGCAGUUUGAGAGGGACUUGGGGCUCUACAGUGAAAUUGUAUAAUAAGAACUAACUGGAACAGCAAUAGGCAAGGCAUAUUGACAUGGGAGAAAGGCAUAAAGCAAUCACCGGUUAUUAGAGAGAGCUAAGACAACAACUGGUAAUGGCAAGGAAAGUUUGGGCUGAGGCUAAACAGAUAAACAGGACAGCGUACCGUGUAAAGGAACAGUCCAGCAGGCAUCAGCUGUGCAGCUGAGUGAUCAUAAGGUCCAGUGAACAGCAAUAUGUGAGUCCGAGAGCAGUUCGAAUUGGUGCUACAGCACAGCGAGCAGGAAGCACGGCUGUUGUUUGCGUGUGCUAGCGGGCCGGGGCUAGCAGAUGGAUCUUCGUGGUCGUCGCAACGGGAAGCCUGUUGAAACCACAGACGAUUACGUCGGCAGACCAGUCGUGAUGGAUCAGCGGGGCUCCGUGUCGACUCUAGGAGGUCCCGUCCGGUUGACAGAGAGGUAGAUAGCCGGGAAAUGUGCCUGACUCGAGGCUAGCUCAAGGCUGAUUAGCCAACAACAACAUCCAUUUGGUUGCAGCUAGCUAGUUGCGAUGAUUCGAUGUUAAAGGUCCAGUGAUUCAGUGAUUCCGGCAGAAAAUCCGAUAUGUUCUGUGCAGACAGUGCAGACUGGCCGAUAAUAGUCCAGGCUAGAGCUGGCUGGUAGGUAGUGCAGACCACGGACAAUGGUGAAAAACCGCUAACGGUGGCUAAUAGCAAGUAGCUAGUUAGCUGGCUACUCCCGUCCGGUAGACAGAGAGGUAGAUAGCCGGGAUAUGGGCCUGGCUCGAGGCUAGCUCAAGGCUAACUGGUGCUUGAUUCAGGGGCAGUGGUGAUUAGCCUACAGCAACAUCCAUUCGGUUGCGGCUAGCUAGUUGCGAUCCGGUGUUAAAGUCCAGUGAUUCAGUUAUUCCGGCAGAAAAUCUGAUGUUCUGGGUGAAAACCGCUAACGGUGGCUAAUAGCAAGUAGCUAGUUAGCUGGCUAGCUAGUUUCAACUGGAGAUUCUAGAUAAAGGUGAGUAAAUAAUAGAAUCCAUUCCACAUUGAGUGAGGCGGGUUGCAGGAAAGUAUAUUUAGUAGAAGGAUGAAAAGUGUGAUAGGGAGAUAUAUACGUAAAAUACAAACAAAUACAAAAAAACUGGCUAUUUACACGGACACACAACAGAGAACACGACCGCACUGCUACGCCAUCUUGGAACUAAUAAAGUGUCCCAGUCUCAUUCCCCAAACUGGACAGGCUUUAGGAUCAUGCAGUCUGUGGCCAAACAAGCAAAAUUAAUGGUUCCUUUGAGAGAAGUGGUAGUGGAAGGAUAGUACAGGGUCUCUCACAUUCACACACAGACUUUACUACAAGCUGGGGAAAUGUAUGGUGAAGAACAUCUACAGCAUUUAUUUCGACUAGGCUAAAUGGAGUAAUGGUAAAUGUUUUCUUUUACCAUGACUAAAAUAUAUGUAUUUGUCAGUCAUUUGUUAAAAUGUAAAGCUUAUUUUGACAAAUUAUAGAUUUGGACAAAUAUAGACUGCUCCAGUCUGUGAAAUUAUUGUCAGUGUUGCUGACUGUGUUUUGUUUGAAAUGGAACGACUGACAUCUGUGUUUGAUCCUGAACCCACUCUUCCUCAUCCGUGCUUCUCCUCUCGAUCGGAAUUCUCACAUUCUCGUGUAAUAAUUUGGCACACAGGACCCUGCUGUGGGUUUCUGACAAUUUACCUGUGUUUCAUAGGUGCGGGUAUAAAGAGACGUUCUCCUCCAUGCCCAUACUCGGAGCGAGCGGAUGGGCGAGGUCACCUGCCUGCUGAAGCCACCUGAUUAAAAGCUCAUUUAUCUAAUUUAACCAACACCCAGAAAGCACACAUUUGAACAAGAGAGAAGUGUGCCCUCUACGCAUAAACGGAUUACUUUUUACUGUUGGUGGAACGACUAUCCAGAAAUUAUUCAAAACAAAUGGGGGCCUUUUGGUUCGUGGAGUUGGGCAUAUUCAUAUUAUUUCUCCAGGUAAGAUUAUUUUUGUUUCUACUCUGAAAGUAACGCGCAAUGUAGGCUACGCCAUUUACCUGGGAAUACGUUGGCUACAGUCUGAACCAGUAUCUGUGCUUAGAGAUCUCUCUAACACACAUAUACUGGUUAAGCUACAGCCCUUCUUUAAAAACUUGUUUAUGAUUUAACUUUUCAUUAUUCAUCGGGUACAUUUGUUUUAGUCAGCGUUGCGUUGGUCGGUUAUUUGUUUAAUUACCAGGUUAACGUACCCGGAAACGUUUUUUUUUUUUUUUACACACCCGGUUAUUUUAUUAUUAUUUUGAGCUUCUUUUAUCCAAACAUAUACUACAUUUCACAAUAGGGUGCUGUGUUAUUUGUAGAAGAUCAACAAUAGUAGUGAGUGGUAAUUAUGAUAGCAUUUCUAUGGUAAUCUGGGUUAUAUUUAUUUUGUGGUAAUCUGGGUUAUAUUUAUUUUGUGGUAAUCUGGGUUAUAUUUCUUUUGUAACCUUGUGCAGUUGAUUAUAAAUAAUACAACUGACCUUUAUUUUAUUUUUUCCUUUUGUAAGGCUUUCAAGCCAGGGGCGUCGGAGGAGUCAAAAUGUCUACCAGGUUUCAAUUCAGAAAUGUACAUUUUCAAAGUGGAAAGAAAUCACUUACAAAGUGGCCGGAGACUAGGAAAAGGUAAGAACUAACUAGUGGUAGCUUUCUUCUUCAGUGGGGUUUAUCGGCGGUUGGCAUCCAACGUUAUGGUGCAUUACCGCCACUGUACUGGAGUGGAGUGUGGGCCAGAGACAGGGAGAAACUAAAUCCUACCUGCCAGCCCAGUUGCUCUUAAAAAAGAUAACACAAUAUUUGAGACUAUAUCUAAUGACGUUCUACUCAAUAUACUCUUUAAACUAAUUUCCUGUAUCCCCUUCUCCCUCAUACUAGAUCUCAUCCUCUCUCUUUCCCUCUGAUACUGCCCACACUGUAGCAAUACAUGCUCCACGGUGUCUGUUUCCUGACAAUAAUCACACUUUCCUGUUGGAUGCUUUCCUAUCACAUUUAAUGUCUUAUUCAAUUGGCUGGGUCCCACCCUUACUCUUGUAAAAAUAGCCUCCUCUCUUCUGUCCCUUCCUGCUGUCCUCCCCGACUUUCCUCUGUACUUGAAAUAAAUGCCUUCUUCUCUAUUCUACUGCGCCUGCCAUCUCUGCACCAUCACUGUAUAUAUCAGUCUUUUUGCCUCUGCCUUGCUCAUUGAAACUUCAACAUCAACAUCCCCACUACUAAGUGCUUGUUUAGCCAGUUCAUUUACUGCCUCGAUCCCCUCCACCCCAACAUGGGAUGGGACCCAUGUAAAUCUUAUCUGAAUACCCAUCUGUUUAAUCCUGCUAUGGGUUUGUAGCACCUCAUAAAGCAGGUCUUAUCUGCUAUGUGAGCUAAUUAACACUGCACAUGAAUCAGAGCAAAUAACUACUGUCUUGUUUGACUUACUCCACCCACUGCAAGGCCAACAGUAUGGCCAUCAGCUCCGCCAUAUAUACAGACAGAUGAUCUGUAAUACGUUUCCUGACUUCCACCCCACAUUCCUGCACUACAAAUGCUGACCCAGUAUGUCCUGUCCUUGGAUCUUUUGAACCAUCUGUGUAAAUGGCCACAAAAUCCUGAUACACAGUAUCCAGACGUCUCUUAAACAAAUCAGAUGGAUCAACACCCUCCCUAUUUGAAAUGUCAUCCAACUCAAAAUUCCAACUCGGGAACUCAGGCCUCUUUCAAGAGCUCCAACUUUUCAACCUGAAGAUCACCGACGUCAUGAUUUGACCUUUUAUUCUUCCGAGCCCCAGUUGUUUUGAAUGCUGCAUAAGGCCUAAGAUUUUUGAAAUGAGUGUCAUCACUUCAGAUUACAUUGUAGUUUCAUUCAUAGCAGACAGUGUUCUGCUUUGAAUAUUUCAGUACACAUAGAGAUUUUUAAAAAAUACAUUAUUCAAUUUGUCAGAAAAGUGGUUCAAUUGGAAGUAUUUUGUGUUUCAAGAUUUGUUCCGUCUCCCCAGACAGCCUUCGUGAUUCCUAAUCAAACUGUGCAUAUCUCUGUACAUUGUACAGGCAAGCCACUGAGCACACUUCGUUUUUAGAUACUUGCAGGUCUUGCUAUGAUUGUGGGCCUUGUGUCUUUGGCUUCUCUAUGAACUUACACUGUGAUUCACAAAAAUAAUUUAGAGCUAUAAGGUGAGUGAACUUGCUGACAGCAAUUUAUGUUCCAUUUGGUGUGUCCAAGGUUGUCAGCCGUUGUUUAACGGCACAACAGAUGAUGAAACACAAGGCUGGCUAGUUUCACAAGGCUGCUUUGUUUCUAAGUAAAUCAUUGACUCAUGUCUCUGGGACCUCCAGUAACUCCCUUUGAUAGGACUUUGUAACUGUUUGUUGAGGUGCGGCUGGCAAGAUGACCCUGUACAUUACUUGGCAAAUAUGGCAUGGCACUGGCCUUCCCCUGUUUUCUCAGUCUUAGUUUAUUUACAAUAGCAUUGUGGUGUUUUGUCUGUCCAGCAUUGGUGCUAAUGGAGGCUCUUUUUUUUUUUUGGGACUGCAUGGCCAUGCACGUCUCAACCCAAUCAUAGAGUUUGCAGACGACACAACAGUGUUAGGCCUGAUUUACCAACAACGACGAGACAGCCACUUGUAAAACAAAUGACAGAUGGCCUGAUUCUUUAUUGUUGAUCUGGAUUUGAGCUUUACCACCUACAGCUUUCUUUAAUUUAUUGAAAACAUUGGUGACGACCGCCAUCUUGCCUAAAGAGUGGUAGUCGCUGUACCUUUUACCUACCUGAUUCUCUAGUACUUAACUAUCAAUAGAAUGAGCAGAAAGCAGAAGUAGGUACUGUGGCAUACAUCCAAUUCAGUUUUACUAAUGAAAACCACACUUCCAUAUCUUUCUCAACCACACAUUUCUCGUUUUGUGUGUCAUUACAGAAUUUCUGCAUAACAUUUAGCCAGUUCAUUAGGCUGGAAAGAGGUUUAUUGAUUUUGGGUUUCUAAACGGCAACUUUUAUUGGGCAGUCUAGGCCUAAGUGAAAGAACUACAGAAAGAUGGGGGGGGGGGGGGCAGAAUUGUAGGUCAUUUAAAAAUAUAAAUAAUACUCAAUCAACUUAUUUUGUAAAAUAAUAAGGGCAUAAUGAGACACUAAUACCUGAGUGAUUCAGACCUCUUUGUAGAGCUAGGCCUAUGCCUCAGGAUGUUUAGAGUAGUAAUGUGAAGCCAGAGGUUGCUGCCCACCUGUCCUUGAGUCUUAACCCAGGAUAACCCUGCAUAAUGUCUUGCGAUUAGGCCUAGGUUUUUAAGAAGGUCAUUUGCUGCUUUGUUACUAUGACCAAUAUUCCAUUUAUACAGUGAGGGAAAAAAGUAUUUGAUCCCCUGCUGAUUUUGUACGUUUGCCCACUGACAAAGAAAUGAUCAGUCUAUAAUUUAAUGGUAGGUUUAUUUGAACAGUGAGAGACAGAAUAACAACAAAAAAAUCCAGAAAAACGCAUGUCAAAAAUGUUAUUAAUUGAUUUGCAUUUUAAUGAGGGAAAUAAGUAUUUGACCCCCACUCAAUCAGAAAGAUUUCUGGCUCCCAGGUGUCUUUUAUACAGGUAACGAGCUGAGAUUAGGAGCACACUCUCAGAUUCCAAACUCUCCACCAUGGCCAAGACCAAAGAGCUCUCCAAGGAUGUCAGGGACAAGAUUGUAGACCUACACAAGGCUGGAAUGGGCUACAAGACCAUCUCCAAGCAGCUUGGUGAGAAGGUGACAACAGUUGGUGCGAUUAUUCGCAAAUGGAAGAAACACAAAAGAACUGUCAAUCUCCCUCGGCCUGGGGCUUCAUGCAAGAUCUCACCUUGUGGAGUGAGGAAUCAGCCCAGAACUAGACGGGAGGAUCUUGUCAAUGAUCUCAAGGCAACUGGGACCAUAGUCACCAAGAAAACAAUUGGUAACACACUACGCCGUGAAAGGACUGAAAUCCUGCAGCGCCCGCAAGGUCCCCCUGCUCAAGAAAGCACAUAUACAUGCCCGUCUGAAGUUUGCCAAUGAACAUCUGAAUGAUUCAGAGGAGAACUGGGUGAAAGUGUUGUGGUCAGAUGAGACCAAAAUGGAGCUCUUUGGCAUCAACUCAACUCGCCUUGUUUGGAGGAGGAGGAAUGCUGCCUAUGACCCCAAGAACACCAUCCCCACCGUCAAACAUGGAGGUGGAAACAUUAUGCUUUGGGGGUGUUUUUCUGCAAAGGGGACAGGACAACUUCACCGCAUCAAAGGGACGAUGGACGGGCCAUGUACUGUCAAAUCUUGGGUGAGCACUUCCUUCCCUCAGAAAGGGCAUUGAAAAUGGGUCGUGGAUGGGUAUUCCAACAUGACAAUGACCCAAAACACACGGCCAAGGCAACAAAGAAGUAUCUCAAGAAGAAGCACAUUAAGGUCCUGGAGUGGCCUAGCCAGUCUCCAGACCUUAAUCCCAUAGAAAAUCUGUGGAGGGAGCUGAAGGUUCGAGUUGCCAAACGUCAGCCUCGAAACCUUAAUGACUUGGAGAAGAUCUGUAAAGAGGAGUGGGACAAAAUCCCUCCUGAGAUGUGUGCAAACCUGGUGGCCAACUACAAGAAAUGUCUGACCUCUGUGAUUGCCAACAAGGGUUUUGCCACCAAGUACUAAGUCAUGUUUUGCAGAAGGGUCAAAUACAUAUUUCCCUCAUUAAAAUGCAAAUCAAUUCAUAACAUUUUUGACAUGCGUUUUUCUGGAUUUUUUUGUUGUUAUUCUGUCUCUCAUUGUUCAAAUAAACCUACCAUUAAAAUUAUAGACUGAUCAUUUCUUUGUCAGUGGGCAAACGUACAAAAUCAGCAGGGGAACAAAUACUUUUUUCCCUCACUGUACAUUUACCGAGUGAGUUUGUGGUGGCUCUAAUCAGUUUCUCUCUAGAAAGCACUGAUGAAAUAGGGCUCUUGUGUUAUUAAUUUGAGGUUAAUGCGACAGUGCUUUCAAUCUGCUCCUGUUGUUGAAGUGCUUUUAAUGGUUACUUUUUAGGCCCACAUAUGUAUUAUGGUUGUGAAAUAUUUUUAAAAGGAAAUCCUCUGACCACCUUUCUCUGUAUGACCUUGAAGUGGUUUUUGAUGACUGCACCAGCCGCACCAGCUUUCUCUUUCACUCCGAGGAUUCACGCUUCAAAGUAGAUGGCGACGGGACGCUGAAACUGAAGAGGGGGGUGACUCUACAUAAUGGACAUGAGGAGUUCUAUGUCUCUACCCACUCCAAGGGCAAGAAGAUCACGGUUCCAGUCAGAGUGCUGCAUGAGGCCAGACACGGCCACCACCACAAUCACCAUCACCAUGAGAUGACAACCCAGCCCCAGGUAUACGACUGGUCAAAUUAAUAAGACAAUGCUGUCCUCUAGGGGAUAGAUGGGCAACUACAUCUCCCUGGAAGUGUUUCAAUUACUUGUAUAGCUGGAAAUAUUCUGUCAUUGAAACUGAUUUUUUUUUCUCAGGUCAAUUGAUGACGUUUGAUGGCAGUUUUUGUAAAAUGCUCUUUCUGUGUGUGUGUGUGUGUGUGUGUGUGUAUAGACUUGAUAUUUCAUGGUUUUUGUUUGAAUUCCACAGCCUGGAGCAAGUCUGUCUCUACCAGUUCUGAACUUCCCCAAGUCUUCAGGAGGUCUGAAAAGAAGGAAGAGGGACUGGGUCAUUCCUCCCAUCAACUUCCCAGAGAAUGACCGAGGCCCCUUCCCCAAGGAUAUGGUGCAGGUAAGUGUCUUGUAGGUUAAGGAUCGUUUUUUCCAUUACUCUAAUAUCAGUGUCAGUGUUGCACAUUUCUUCAUUGACAUGUGAAUAUUAUUAUCCUUGUAAACCAGAUCAGGUCCAACAAUGAUAAAGAGGUGAAGAUCCAGUACAGCAUCACUGGCCCUGGGGCAGACCAACCUCCUGUGGGACUCUUCACUGUGGACAAAAACUCUGGGGUUCUCUAUGUGACCCAGCCUUUGGACAGGGAGAAACAAGACAAAUACAUUGUACGGUUUGUGUAUCCUAAUUUUCUUCCCUUAACUUAAUUAAACUGAUAUGUAGUUGAAACUACAGUUUUUCGCUACUUUUCUCUCUAGCUCCUAGCCCAUGCUGUUGCAGUGGGUGCAGGUAUAGCUGAGGAGCCCUUGGAGAUCAUUGUGAAAGUCAUCGAUAUGAAUGACAACAAACCUGUAUUUACCCAAGAUCCAUUUACGGGAACAGUUCCUGAGGCAUCAAAACCAGGUAUGUUGUUCACACACGCUCACUAUUUACAAUACUUAAUAAUGUGAUAUUCUUUAAGGAAAUUUAUGCUAGAACGAUUUUGCUUUAAUUUAUUUCACUGUUCAGGUGACGAGGUCAUGAACGUAACGGCCACUGAUGCUGAUGAGAAGGGCUCUGCCAAUUCUGAUGUCAGAUACACCAUUAUCAAACAGGACCCUCUACUACCAAGCCCCAACAUGUUUGUCAUCAACCCUGUGACCGGAUGGAUUCGGGUUAACGCACCUGGGUUGGACAGAGAGGUUGGUCUCUUUUCUAAUCAAUAGUCUUGUCGAUCAUUUAUUCGUUGUGUACAUUCUACUUGCGUGACAUUUGUGACCCUGACUUAAUUUACUACUUAAUUUGUUUCAGAAAAUUCCCAAAUAUACUUUGGAAAUCCAAGCCGCCGAUAUGGAAGGAAAUGGCCUUACCAGCUUUAGCAAAGCCAUCAUUACAGUGACGGACAGCAAUGACAACGCGCCACAGUUUGUGACGCCUUUGGUAAGCACAUUUCUGAAGACAUUUCAAAUUGAAGCCUUACCACUGUUGUAACACAUAAUGAAAUUGCCCUUUCGUUUUUGCUUUAUAAUCAUGCUUCUCUCCUUUGCAGUACACCGUGUCAGUCCCAGAGAAUAAAGUGGAUGCCUUGGUGGUGAAAAUGCCAGUGACUGAUGGAGAUGAGCCUCACUCCUCUGCCUGGGCCACCACCUACAAGAUAGUUGACGGGGACCCUCAAGGCCUUUUCAGUGUGAGCACAGGCCCUAGCAAGCUGGAGGGCAUCAUUACGACAGCCAAGGUAUGUUGAAAUCCUCUCCUAUAGAUAUAAUUGAGCUGCUACUCUGGGGGCGUAGCAAAAGCAACCUGUCAAUGUAGCGUUUUAGCUGCUACUCUGGAAUGAUUUCCUGGAGGAAGCAACUUGCACUCCCCUUCGUAUUUAUUUGGACAGUGACGCUAAAACGUUUUCAUUUGGCUCUGUUCUCUAGCAUUUUUUUUAUUUGAGAUCCAAUGUUUUAUAUGAGGCAACAUUACAUAAUGUCACCUUUUUUAUUUGAGGGUAUUUUCAUACAUAUGUUUUAACGUUUAGUAAUGAAAGUACUUUAUGUAUCUAGUCCCCCCAUUUUGAAGGUGCCGUGAGUAUUUGGACAAAUUCACUAAUGGCGUAUUGAAGUAGUCAAAAGUUUAGUAUUUUGGUCCCAUAUUCCUAGCACGCAAUGACUACAUCAACUUUAACUACUUUCUUUUCGUUGUUUGAUUGUUGUGCCCAAUAGACCCUUUUCCAGUACACGACACACUAACGUCAUGCACAGUUGAGCGCGACUCUUGGCAGCAGUAAGAAAGCCAUCGCCAUCUGCGCCCAUUCAACACAGCCUAGAUUUCCGUUUUUAUUACUUCUAAACAAAAUCACUUUUGGGGGUUCUCAUGCUUAAAAUUAUGUUUUGAUUCUUGCUUGAACAGUCGCUAGGGUUAUAUUUGGUGAUGGUCUUUGCAAAAUACCUAUUUUGGAUGCCGCAAUUGUUAGCUAGAAUGCUAACGCUCAUUGAUAUAGGCUGUAGCAAAACCUAGACAGAGCCAUUUUACUUUUUGAAGUUCAAGCGUUUAAAGUAUAAUGCAGUUGAUUUGCGAUAAUGACACAAAUAUUAUAUUAAGCAGGACAUUCAUACGAGUCUUAAAAUCCAAUUAUAAUCCAAAAGUAGUGUGAAAUGCACUCGUAAGCAACAUGUAAAUAGAGGCUUUUUUUUUUGCUGCCGUUGUGUAAGAACUCCCCCUUCUGCCACCAACUUGAGCGCAUCGCCCUUGUGCGACAAUGUUUGCAAACACAGAAAGUAGUCUAUAGAAAUGAAUGGUAAGUAAUGUAUUGUCAUUUUGGAGUCUCUUUCUUCUUCUUUUUUUUGUGUGUAAAUGAGAAUAGAAUGUUUCUAAACUCUUCUACAUUAAUGUGGAUGCUACCAUUGUGGAUAAUCAUGAAUACAUCUUGAAUCACGAUGAGUGAGAGUUCGAGGGAAAAAUAUCAUACACCCCCCAAAAAUUAUAACCUCCCCUGUUAUUGGUAAUGAUGAGAGGUUAGCAUGUUUUGGGGGUAUGAUCUUUAUGCCUCCAACUUUGUCACUCAUCAUUAUUCACGAUUCAUUCAGGAUUAUCCGUAAACAUGGUAGCAUCCACAUUGAAGUAAAAUUGUUCAGAAGCAUAUAGUUAUUUACAAUAAAAGUGAUUCUUAUUUACCAUUCAUUUCUAUUGGGCACAAAAUAAUCCGAAACUAAACCAAAACAAACUGAAAAUGCAUCUAGCAAGUUUGUAGUCGCAUGCUUGAUGUAGUCAUUGUGUGCUAGGAAUAUAGAACUAAAUAAUACUACACUUUUGACUACUUUAUUACACUGUGAAUAUGUCCAAGUAUCUAUGAUGCCUUCAAAUGGGGGGACUAGAUAAAUAAAAUGCUUACAAUUUAUAAAUGGUAAAACUGAUAUUUAUGAAAAGACCCUCAAAUAACAAGUUACAGUAUGUACUGUCACUUCAUAUGAAACAUUUGAUCUCAAAUCAAAAAUGCUAGAGUAUAGAGCCAAAUUAAAAGUUUUGGCUACACUGUCCAAAUAAAUAUAUAGGGGAGUGUAUGCUUGUAGAUAUAAACACCAAUAUCCUGAUUCUAUAAUGUCUGAAGGAUUCCUAUGCUGAUGGGCUAUUCUGUUCUUUCAAUACAGCCCCUUGACUUUGAGAAGAAUAACAAGUACACUCUUCUGGUCACUGUGGAGAAUGAAGUCCCAUUCGCCGUCAGCAUGCCAACCUCCACUGCUACUGUUAUAGUGAAUGUGGAAGAUGUAAAUGAAGCUCCAGUCUUCACCCCAGUGGAGAAGAUUAUCAAAACACCUGAGGAUCUCCCUGUUGACAGUGACCUGGUUCCAUACACAGCCACAGACCCAGACACUGCAAGGAAUCAGAAAGUCACGUAAGAUUAUAACUUCAUUUACAUUUUCUUAUAUGUUUUGUAAGAUUUGAAGAGGGGAACAUUAUUUUUAUUUUUUUUACAUUACAUUUACUCAACAGAUACAAGAUAGGCAGGGAUCUUGCUGGAUGGCUCAGUAUCAACAAAGACACUGGGCUGAUCAAAGUCAAGAGCCUCAUGGACAGAGAAUCCCCUUUUGUCCAAGACAACAAAUACUCUGUUAUUGUUCUGGGCAUUGACAACGGUACUUCAAUUUUCCCUUUCUCUAAUGUUAACUAUUAAUAUUUCAAGUUUAGAAGAUGACCACACCCUGAACUUCACCUUUUGAGUGACAUUGCUCUAAUUUGCAGAUGAAGUCCCGGCAACUGGCACUGGCACCCUUAUCAUAGAGCUGGAGGAUGUGAAUGACAAUGCUCCAACCAUUGACGAGAGGGUGAUUAGGGUCUGCAACAAGGAGUCCUCCCCACAGCUGCUGUCAGUCACUGAUAAAGAUGGCGCGGGCUUCGCUGCUCCAUACACCGUACAGCUUCAGGGGUCGUCCAAUUCUAACUGGACUGCCAGAAUGAAUGACACAAGUAUGCAUACAGUACUAUCCCCCCUUUAAAACAAUUGCGUUGUUUGAUGUUAAAUGUUACCUGUUUUCCAUUUCAGAGACUGGUAUUAUCCUGACACUGAAGACUAUGUUGGACAGUGGAGAUUACACAGUUGUCCUGAGAGUGUCUGACAACCAGGGCCUGCACCAGGACAGCACCAUCCAGGCCUCAGUGUGUGACUGCAAAGGAGCUGAUGUCCAGUGCAUCGAUAAAGCUGUAGCAGGCUUCGGCCUCUCUAGCAUUCUGGGAAUUCUAGGAGCCGUCUUACUACUCCUAUGUAAGUUGUUAAUUUGUUAAACCCGUUACUAAAGUGUUUGGUCAAUGCUGUCCUCGAAGCCUACAUAUGUAAUUGUUAAUAGACAAUGAAGUGCUAGUUUGUUGUGCUCCACAGUGUUGUCUCUUCUGCUGCUCAUGUUCCUGAGGAAGAGAGGUGGUGAGAAGAAGGAGCCUCUGCUGCAGGAGGACGAUGUCAGGGACAACCUCUACUACUACGACGAGGAGGGAGGUGGCGAGGAUGACCAGGUGAGGGGAGAGCACACCAGACUAGCUCAGAACAAGCCCACUAGGCUCUCCCAAUGGUCAAUUUAUUAUUGGGAUAUGCAAUGGUUUGCAAUAACAAAUCUGUCACUCAAUGUUUCUAAAGUUUAUGGUUCUGUAUGUUCGAAUCUUGGAAUAUAAUACGUGUCUGUACAUCUUUCCACUUUCAGGAUUUCGACUUGAGCGUUCUGCACAGAGGUCUGGAUAACCGUCCUGAUGUUUUCCGUAAUGACAUCGCUCCAACCAUGGCCCGGCCAGAGUAUCGCCCACGACCCGCCAACCCAGCCGACAUUGGCAACUUCAUUGAUGAUGUGAGUAAAGUCUUGAACUGAUUUAUACUGUGAGUGGAAUACACAGUUAAGAUCAUAUCUAGGUCGUCUGAAGAUGAUUUGUCAUUGAAAUAACUGGAUUUGACAUGGAUAAAUGUAGUUUAUGCUUGUUUAAAAUGUAUAUUCACCAAGGUGCUAAAAUGUAAUCUUUCUGUUCACCAGAACCUGAAGGCAGCUGACAACGACCCCACUGCUCCUCCCUACGACUCCCUCCUGGUGUUUGACUAUGAAGGAGGUGGCUCUGAGGCCGGCUCCCUCAGCUCCCUCAACUCCUCCAGCUCAGGAGACGACCAGGACUACGACCUCCUUCAAGAGUGGGGCCCACGCUUCAAGAAGCUGUCUGACAUGUACGGAGGAGGAGAGGAUUGAGAAGUCAGUCAGCCACUAAACCUUUCUGCUUGGCAAGCGUCCGGUUCUCUACACUUGAGUCUGUAGACUGAAGACACCUUCUUUAUUUCCCCUUUUAUGUGUUUCGGGCACAUCUACAUUUUGGCAAUUCGAUUUGUGCAGACAUGGGACCAUUUUUAGAAAAAUUUGUUCAAUGCUCGUCUUCAGCAUGGGGAGGGUGGCACACUCUUGGCUCUGCACUAGCAGGAUGUUGACAUGGAUUUUACACAGUUCAGCAGUGCUUUCUAAUGGACUCUUAACAACCCCAGAUUAUACUUGAAUUGAAUUUGCUUUGUUUGCUGGUUUUUGCUUCUAUGUUGGCAUCAUAAAGUUCUGUUUUUUUUUCUAUAAAGACGAUCCUUUGGCAUGAAAUUUAAGUUACUGAAAGCCAAAUCAGCCUUAGGAUUUUUUUGUUAACAGAGAUUAAUUAUCAAGCUCAAUAAAUGCUUUUUAAAAUGUUUGAUUUAACGUCUAAGUUUGGUAGUUUUAUUCCUUUUCAUUUUAAUCAUAUUAAGUAUGUUUUUUUCUUUUUGCUUCUGAAGAAGCACUUGUGAAUUCUUUUUUUUUUUUAUAAAGGAUAUCCCUUUGGUACAAUGAUGGACGUGAAUAGUUUUAUUAAAUAAAUUACAACAUGUCAGUCUUUUUUUUAUAUAUAUAUAUACAGUGAGGGA
Molecule: messenger RNA, 15959 nt
Organism: Coregonus sp. 'balchen'
Lineage: Eukaryota; Metazoa; Chordata; Actinopteri; Salmoniformes; Salmonidae
Source: the annotation of a GenBank genome assembly